UUGUCAUCAUCGUCUUCAAUUCUUUUCCGUUCUUCUCUCCUUAGCAAUCAUUUCGGGUCGUGAGCUUGUGUGUGUCUGAGAGAUCGAAGCAAAGAAAGUGGAAGAGUGAGAGAGAAAAACGCAGAGACGCAAACGCUUGAGUUUCGUAUGUAUGGAUCGCUCAUGCUGUUUCGGGAUAAUUCCCAGAACUCAUCAUCGUCUUCUCUCCUAUUGCUCCUUCGUAUUCCUCUUCUUCUCCCUCGCCUUAUUCCACAACGCCGCGUCGUUUAACCUCACCACCACUCCCUUCGACGACGCCUACUCUCCUUUGUUCGGUGACGGCAACGUCGUUCGCUCUCCCGAUGGCAACGGCGUCCGCCUUCUCCUCGAUCGCUUCACCGGUUCAGGUUUCAUCUCCUCCAGCAUGUACCAGUACGGAUUCUUCAGCGCGAACAUCAAGUUGCCUUCGGAUUACACAGCUGGCGUUUGCGUCGCCUUUUACACAUCAAACGGUGAUGUAUUCGAGAAGACUCACGACGAGUUGGACUUCGAGUUCUUAGGCAAUAUUGCAGGAAAACCGUGGAGGUUUCAGACGAAUUUGUACGGUAACGGAAGCACACAUCGUGGCCGUGAGGAACGAUACCGUCUCUGGUUCGACCCAACCAAAGAGUUUCACAGAUACAGCAUUCUCUGGACCCCAAGCAGCAUCAUAUUUUACAUAGAUGAAGUACCAGUAAGAGAGGUGAAAAGAAGUGAGGAAAUGGGCGGUGAUUACCCGUCAAAGCCAAUGUCACUAUAUGCAACCCUAUGGGAUGCUUCCAAUUGGGCCACUUCAGGUGGUAAAUACAAAGUGAACUACAAGUUCGCUCCUUUUGUAUCAGAGUUCAAGGACCUCGUCAUUGACGGUUGCUCUGUUGACCCCAUCCAACAAGUCCCCGCCGGUGCUUGCUCCAACCGGCACGCCCAGCUCGAAGCACAAGACUAUGCUGUGAUAACUCCGGCGCGCCGCCGCGCCAUGCGGAGGUUCCGGGGGCGUUACAUGUACUACUCAUACUGCUAUGAUACUUUGAGGUACCCUGUGCCGCCGCCGGAGUGUGUUAUCAUACCCUCUGAGAGACAGAGGUUUAAGGAAACCGGAAGGUUGAGGUUUGGCGGCAGCCACCAUCCGCGGCGCUCCAGGCGGGGAAGCCGUACUUCAACGCCGGUGGAUGAGAGUGAACAGGCCGAUAUGAGAUGAUUGAUGUUGAGAUAUAUGUAAUGUAAGUAUAGAGAGUAAAUUUAACUUUUCAUUUAUUAAUUAGUAGAAAUAAAUAAAUGAGUUGAUUAAAUCUUGUCAUAUUUGAUAUUAGUUUGUUCAUAUAUAGCAGGGUAACUUUUCGUUUU
Molecule: messenger RNA, 1362 nt
Organism: Neltuma alba
Lineage: Eukaryota; Viridiplantae; Streptophyta; Magnoliopsida; Fabales; Fabaceae
Product: probable xyloglucan endotransglucosylase/hydrolase protein 30
Exons: 4
Coding region: 152-1216 (354 amino acids)
Biological process (GO): xyloglucan metabolic process; cell wall biogenesis
Cellular component (GO): cell wall; apoplast
Molecular function (GO): xyloglucan:xyloglucosyl transferase activity; hydrolase activity, hydrolyzing O-glycosyl compounds
Source: RefSeq, a predicted model, not a curated record